This is a messenger RNA of Oryza brachyantha (malo sina), 1100 nucleotides long. RefSeq names its product MAPK kinase substrate protein At1g80180-like. The record is from RefSeq and is a predicted model, not a curated record. The transcript is spliced from 2 exons. The coding region runs from base 302 to 679 and encodes 125 amino acids. Lineage: Eukaryota; Viridiplantae; Streptophyta; Magnoliopsida; Poales; Poaceae.
ACAAGAGCCAAAAACGUAGUUAGCACCGCUAGUCUAAGAUGAUAGAUGAUUCUGUAGUGUUGUCGAUUUAUCAAUUGAUUGCUCGAUGUCAAUUCAGUGUGUAGGCAAACCUUCCUCAUCCUUGCUCCUAUCUGCCUGUCACCAUCAUCCGGCCCCUAUCCUUUCAACUUGCAGAUUUUCCUAUUUAUGGAUAAAUAUUCUAUUUAACCUGGGUGAUAUCACUCUCUUCUUCCCUUAUCCCCCAUUGCAUACCAUAGAACUACAUCUACAACUACCUAGAUAGAGAAUCGCUGUGAGGAAGAUGGCUGGGCUGCAGAGAUCUUCGCAGACAUUUAGAAGGUCUGGUUCGUCUGGCUUAGUCUGGGAUGAGAGACUUAUGUCAGAUGGCCAUAGCGAGAGGGAUCAAGAAGGUGAGACCUUGGAGCUGAGGCACUCCCGUAGUGUUGGGUCCAUUGGACUGCAGCGCAGGCAUGGCGAUGGUGCAGAGCACACCAGGUGCAACAACGGCCAGGCUUUCCGUACGCGGCGUGUGCCCGCAGCACAGGAUCCACCUUCACCCAAGGUUCCUGGAUGCAUCUUCUGUGGAAUUUUUAGGAAGUCUGGACCUCCAGAGCCAUCUAAACCCAGAAGACUCUACAUGGCCUUCCAACAAGGAAGGAGGACAGAGAUUGAUAACUGACAGUACCACUGCACUGCGCACACAGCUGGCACUGACAGUCAAUGCGAGGGUGUCGAUGGAUUUUUUUUUGGCGGAAGAUUUUAUGGCUCAACCCCUCCUCUCAUGGACAACCAUGGAAGAAAACAUGGAUUUCAAGUUUGGCAAUGUGUUUGGCCUACAAGACUCAACAAUGUGUUUGGCAAUAAUGAAGAACAUGGGGGGAAUUUGAUGAGAUUAACAUGAAAAAUUGAUUUUUAGUUUCAUCCCCCUCUUUAGGAGCUCGGAUAUAGAAGAGGGGGUGCCCAUGAACCUAGUCUAGAUUUUUUUAAUCUAUAGUUUAUUUAAUUUAUUAUAUAUGUAAUCCUUUUAAUCUAAACUCAUGCACCUGCAUUGGACUAAAUUUUGCUUAAUGCAGUUCAAGCAGAGUAAAGUGUGAGCGGCA